This is a messenger RNA of Chaetomium globosum CBS 148.51, 1191 nucleotides long. RefSeq lists its product as uncharacterized. The coding region runs from base 1 to 1191 and encodes 396 amino acids. NCBI's taxonomy places the organism in Eukaryota, Fungi, Ascomycota, Sordariomycetes, Sordariales, Chaetomiaceae. The transcript has 3 exons. The record is from RefSeq and is a predicted model, not a curated record.
AUGGCUGGUCGACGGCCAAUUGAUAAGCUGCCAAACGUGGUCAACGACGUGGUAAUCACCACAGCCAAAACCUUUAAAGCUGCAAGGCAAGAUGGCAAGGGCAACCCCGCCGCGGCUGCUGUUGCCAUGGAGGCGCGGGUUCCCGCCUCGGUUGAGCAGUUCAAUGCCAUCUUGGACGACAUCGAGUCCGAAAUCCUCCUAUCUAAAGCGGUGAUCGAACGGGAUCUCAGACUCCUGAGAGCGAAACGCCAGCCGCCACCCCCGGAACCGAAGCCGGUUGCCCCCACUGCACCAAUGGUUAUCGACCUAGAGUCCCCAAAGAUGACGCCAAAGCCGUCUUUUGCGGGCUUGCCAGGACCUUCCCUACCUAGGAAGCAGGCCAGCAAACCGGUUGCCCCGUUUCCGAAUAUGGGGUUUGAUGGAGCAUCACCCGAGGUGGCCGCAGCACCCAACCCGAAGUCCGUCGCCAAAUCCAAGGAUGUCAAGAACCAGGCCAGACCGGCCGGGGCGGCAGGCCCGGUCGCCAGACCUGCCAGCGUUCCACAAAAGAAGGACGUCAAGGUCCCCUCACCACACUUACACCGGCCAGGCGGCGUGGCGACGGCCCCUCAAACGCCUAUCAACCCACCAGCACAGCCCAAAUCGUCGUUUGUUGCCACGGCGGCAGCAAACAGGCAGGCGUCUACCCUGGGCCCCAGCAACGCUCCGGGCUCCAGCGCUGCCACGCCACCGGCCCCGGUCACCGGAAACGGGAAUCUGUUCAUAGACAUGACGUUCUCUGUGGCGCCCGCCUCUGGUGAUGCACACGUUCAAAACCAGGUCCCGCAACCGCAAAGAACAACACCGCAGCAGCAAUUACCCCCUUCAGGAUCCGGUGUUGCCAACACCGCAGCCGGGGAUGCCCCGGGCCCUCAGAUGGACCAAUUCAAAGGAGGCCCGGCAGAUGUGGCCAACAUGGACGUUGGGAUUCAAGAUAUCAAGACUGAGGAUGCUAACAACAUUACCAACGUUGAUGAGAAGAUUGACGGGCUCUUCGAUUUGGGGUCCGCCGAUCUCGACGACAACAUUGAUCUUGAAUAUGACCUCGGCAACGGGGACAACAGUAAUUUCAACGACAUGUACUUCCCCACAGGCGACAACAGUAAUGGGGCCGGGGAAUUUGAUGACGCUUUUUUCAAUCUCAAUGGAUGA